Molecule: messenger RNA, 1758 nt
Organism: Alternaria arborescens
Lineage: Eukaryota; Fungi; Ascomycota; Dothideomycetes; Pleosporales; Pleosporaceae
Product: putative amino-acid permease
Exons: 6
Coding region: 1-1758 (585 amino acids)
Biological process (GO): amino acid transmembrane transport
Cellular component (GO): membrane
Molecular function (GO): amino acid transmembrane transporter activity
Source: RefSeq, a predicted model, not a curated record
AUGAGUCUCGCGCACGAGACGGAAAAGAAUCACUAUGGCGAUCCGCCUCCAGUGCAUUACUCCCUGGGGGAUCACGCCAAAGGACAUCAGCUCAGUGCCAAUGACGAGGAUGUCGCUAUUGUCAUUUCUGAUCAAAAUGAGCUCAGGAAGGACUUGAAGGGUCGUCAUAUGCAAAUGAUCGCCAUUGGUGGUGCCAUUGGCUCCGGUCUAUUCAUUGGUUCCGCCUCAUCCUUCGUCACUGGUGGACCAGCCUCUGUUAUCAUCGGAUUUACCCUCAUUGGCAUUAUGAUGUACUUGAUGAUGCAGGCAUUGGCUGAACUCGCAGUCAUGUAUCCAAUCAACGGAGCCUUCACCAUGUACAUCUGUCGAUUCAUCGAUCCAUCCUGGGGCUUUGCCUGUGGAUGGCAGUACGCUAUCAGCUGGCUCACUGUCCUGCCUUUCGAAAUCUCCGCUGCUUGCAACAUCAUCCACUACUGGUCAGGAUCGCAGGGAAUCAACAACGCUGCGUGGAUCACACCACUUCUCGUCGCUUUGAUCGCCAUUCAAUUUUUCGGCGUCAAGGGUUAUGGCGAGGUCGAAUUCGUACUAUCCAUCAUAAAGGUUACGGCUUGUGUAGGAUUCAUGAUUCUGGGCAUCAUUAUUGAUACCGGAGGUGUGCCAACCGACGACAGAGGUUAUAUUGGCAACAAGUACUACAACAUUCCUGAUGUGACCUCCGCAGGAUUCCGUAACGGUUUUCAUGGAUUCUGCGGUGUUUUCGUUAAUGCAGCCUUCGCAUACACUGGCACCGAGCUUACUGGCUUAGCAGCAGCUGAGACGGAUAAUCCAAGGAAGGAGAUUCCCAAGGCCGCGAAGCAAGUCAUCUACCGAAUCAUCCUCUUCUACGUUGUUAACCUUGCUCUGGUCGGCCUGGUUGUGCCGGUCAACAACGAGGCACUGAACGGUAGCGCUGGCGCCAGUUCGCUUCAUUCACCUUUCGUGAUCGCUAUCCAGCUCGCCGGAAUUAAGGUUCUUCCAUCCAUCUUCAAUGCCGUCAUUCUCAUUGCAGUCAUGAGCGUUGCCAAUGCUUGUACCUUUGGCUCCACACGCACAAUGCAGGCUCUUGCGGCGAACGGUAUGGGUCCGAAAGCCACCGCCUACAUUGAUAAGAAGGGCCGUCCAGUUGUUGUGGUAGCUAUUCAGCUUUUGUUCGGACUGUUGGCAUACAUCAAUCUCGCCCCCAACGGUGGAGAUAUUUUCACCUGGUUGCUAUCCUUAUCUGGCAUCACAGUGCUUUUUGUCUUCGGCAGCAUUGCUAUCGCACAUAUCCGUUUCCGCAGAGCUUGGGCCUACAAAGGGCACACCCUGGAUGAGAUUCCAUACAGAGCUUCGUUCGGUGUUUGGGGCUCUUGGGUAUGCUUCUUCAUUUGUGCCAUUGCGCUCAUCGCCCAAUUCUACGUUGCGCUCUGGCCAGUCGGUGGUGGGGCUCUCAGCGCAGAGACCUUUUUCGAACUCUACAUGGCGGCACCUUUCCUCGUUUUCUUGUACUCGAUUUGGAAGGUGUACAGCUGGUUCAAGUUUCCUUCACAUCGCCCAUUGUGGAUCAGAACUAAGGACAUUGACAUCUAUACUGGAAUGAGGCAGGGACAGAGAGAGAUGAUCAGCGGCGAAGGUGUGUCCGAAGAGCGGAGGCGCGCGAGCAUCCAGGAGAUGAACGACGAGCAGAAGAAGAAGGGUGUCAAGGCCCGCGUUAUGGCGGCUGUUCAUACAGUAUUUUAG